AUGGAGCGGGACUUGGAACUAGAGCGCCGUAAAUCUGCAGGACUGCAGGACUCGCUCAAGGAGCGCGACAAGGAGUACCAGAAACUCAAGACACAAUAUGACAAAAUCAAAAGGAAAGCUUUGCUAGCACCGAACCUCGUCGGCAGUGGCGAAGGUGCAAUUCCGUUAUCAGGGAACGAGAACCCUCAUGGAGAAAGACCCAUCUUCAACGAGCAGUCUAAUAAGCUGAAAUCCGGUAUGGCGUUCGGCGCGACCGUAGGCGGAGCGGUGAAUGUAGGGGCUGUUGUAGGAGACAUGGAGGCGCACGGGAUCCAACGUACCCCAAUCGUAAACCGCACUGCGAUGCAGCCCGGAACCUCAUGGCGCCAACCUGCGUCUGCGCAGCCCCGCCACAACCCCCAGCGCCAGCCCUUCAACACCGGCGUCGAGCGGUCCUUCAGAUCGCACACGACGCAGUCCGACCGGACGGAUAGCGUUGGAGAAGUGGAAAAUCUCAUAGGAGCCGCCAAUGUUCGACAGUCGGCUCGACCCGCGAAUAAUAAUGCAUGGCCUGCCCAAGCCCGCAUGGGCAGACCCCAACAACGAGGUGAGACCCCCUACCCUCGUGUCACACCGAACGCUUUCAGCUGUCAAUAUGCAUAG
This is a messenger RNA of Fibroporia radiculosa, 642 nucleotides long. RefSeq lists its product as uncharacterized. The transcript has 3 exons. The record is from RefSeq and is a predicted model, not a curated record. NCBI's taxonomy places the organism in Eukaryota, Fungi, Basidiomycota, Agaricomycetes, Polyporales, Fibroporiaceae. Bases 1 to 642 code for a protein of 213 amino acids.